AUGGCCUCCUCCUCUCGCCUCCCACAAAUCUAUUCCCGCUUCCUACGCCUCUCUUCAUCCUGGCCCAUCGACCCGCUCCGCCCUAAGGUAUCCUUCGGGGAAGCCAUCCGCAUCAAUAUUGGCAAAGCGCUCCUCACCACUCCUCCUACCCCGACACCGCCCAUCCCAUCGUCGGGGAAGAAUGGCUCGCCGCCCACGCCUGGAGUGACGGGAGAGCCGCACAAGGAUGUUGAGUCGUUGAGUUACAAGAAGUUGACCGAGGAUGAGAUCCAGUAUGCGGAGAGGGCGGCGGAUGCGCUUGAGGGAUUGAGGACGGGGAGGGAGACGAAGGAUCAUCCCAUGUCCGAAUCCAUCCUGCGCCCAAAGUCUGACCCAGUUUACUACGAGCGUCUCCGAAAAGGAAUCGAAAAGGCGGCGCAGGGCGACCCGUUGAAGCCUUCCUUUGCCAAUCGAGUUAGGAUCUUCUUCGGGGCAAAGCCCUUGUAG
Jaminaea rosea is the source of this 486-nucleotide messenger RNA. RefSeq lists its product as hypothetical. The record is from RefSeq and is a predicted model, not a curated record. NCBI's taxonomy places the organism in Eukaryota, Fungi, Basidiomycota, Exobasidiomycetes, Microstromatales. Gene Ontology annotation, biological process: mitochondrial respiratory chain complex III assembly. The coding region runs from base 1 to 486 and encodes 161 amino acids. The transcript is spliced from 2 exons.